This is a messenger RNA of Balaenoptera acutorostrata (minke whale), 5401 nucleotides long. RefSeq lists its product as uncharacterized. Lineage: Eukaryota; Metazoa; Chordata; Mammalia; Artiodactyla; Balaenopteridae. The transcript has 5 exons. The coding region runs from base 1 to 1407 and encodes 468 amino acids. The record is from RefSeq and is a predicted model, not a curated record.
AUGGGUUGGGAGGAGGAGGAGGGAGGGGGCUGUGGCUAUGAAAGGUCUACAGGAGGGGUCCUUCUGUGCAACAGGCUGACGCUGGGGGAACUGCGGGAGGUGCUCCGGCCUCUUGGACGUUUCCGUGUAACUUCCUGUGAACUUAAUUCCUUCAGAAUACAAGUUCACACCAAAAGCACACAAGCAGGGCUUAGAGUGUACACAUCGGACCACUCGCGCGACUCUGCACGGACAGUCCCCGCUCUCCUGGUGGGGACACCUAGAGGCCGCAGCCGGCCCAGCCGGCGGCCGCGGAAAAACCGCGCGGGGGCAGAGCCGAGAGGAGCGCGCAAGGGGGCUUCUUUUGAUUGGGCAACGGAGGUGCCCGUCACACCAGAGGGGCCGGGCUUUCUGGGGGCGGGUCUCGUCACGAGUCGAGCUUGGUCAUUGGCGAAGCCAGCCGGAAGGGGUGGGCAGGAAGGCGGUGCUCCGCGGCUUCCGGUGGGCGCGCUGAAGGGACGUGAGGAGGCCGGCGCGGGGGCGGUCAGGGCGGGGCUCGACGCGCCGGGACGACGCCCCGGCCUUGUGGUCACCGCCCACCUUUCCCGGACUCCGCCCCCCGCCCCUCUGGUUCCUGGGCCUGGCCAGAGUCCCCGUUCCCCGAGUCCCCGGGAGCCUACGCCCUCUCCCGGGGAGAGGCCGAGGAGACGCCUCCACCGAGUCCAGGCCCCUGGAGACCUCGGGGGCUCCGUCGGGCGCCCCUCCCGCCGCUCCCGGCAGGAUUCCCCGCACUGUCCUGAGGGCGUCUGGCGCUCGAGAAGGCCAGGGACAGUGUAUUGGGGGUCCCCAGGGGCCUGGUGUGGCCUGCUGGGAAGGAGUCCUGCCCAAGCACGCCUGUUCUCCAGGACAACCUGUGGUUGCAGCCAUCGGCCAUCAGUGCCUGCCUGCCUGCCUCUCACCUGGGAAGUCAAGGGUCCCCACGGGCCUGGGAAGCGCCAGGAGGGUGCUGGCUCUCGCGAGAUCUGGGGCUUCCCGUUGAGCAGCCUUCACCCUUCCCUGCCUGAGGAUGUGGUCCACAGCGCCCCGCUCCCCCUUCCCCCCCCCCACCCGCCCCGGCAGGAUCAGGUGUCAGCCCUCUCCAGCCGCCGCCGCCGCCGCCUUUCCUGCCAAACGUUCCUCACCAAGAGGGUCUCCCAGCUCCUGGGUGACGCUGCCCAGACCUGCUCAACGCCCAGCGCCACCACCCACCGUUCUGGCCAGUCCUUGCGGUGGCUGCUCUUUGUUCGGCUCCAGGAUGGCCCGCCUUCUAGUUGGAGCCGCAGAGCAAAUGCAGUGCCGGUCACCAGACCCCAUGUGUGCCCGGAACCAGCAGCUCUGGGACCCCAACACCCGAGCACGUUCUGGCUGUGGGAUCAGAUGGGGGGGUAGCCUUUGGCUUGCAUUUUCCGCGGCCCCCUCCUGCACCCCCUUUUCCUUUGCGUCGUUGGGCUUUCCUUGUUGACUGGUUCAGGCUCUCUAUGCGUUAACGAUAUGAGCCCUGAGUCGCGUCUUGCUACUAUUUUUUUGCCCCGCUUUGUCACUUGUGUCUUGACUUUGUGGUUUGGGGUUUGUGUUUGGCCAGGCAUACGAUUUUAGUGUUUGUAUCAUCAGACUUUCCGGGCUUCUCCUAAUGGCUCCUGGGGCUUCUCGUCGGUUUGUUUGCUUCAGACUGACUUGGAGUGGUCUUCUCCAUUUAAAAUCAUCGUGUAUUAGUUACCCGUUGCUGCAUAACAGAUUACCCCAAUCGUAGCACCUUAACGCAGCCAACCGUCGUACUCUCCUGCGUGUGUGAAGGACAGGAUUCUAGAAGGCUUGGCUGGGGGCUUCUGGCUUGGGGUCCAUCACAGGCUUCAGUCGAGGCCUCCGCUGGGGCCACAGCCCCCUGGUCUGCCUAGGGUGUGGGGAUGGGCGGGGGCAGCUCUGCUUCCAAGAUGGCCUGCGUGGCUGUGGCGGGGCCUCGGGCCUCCCCCUCCCCCCGGACCUCUCCCUAGGGCGGCUCAGGGCGGGGCUUCGCCAGAGCCCACGACCUAGGACAGAGCAGCCCCGAGAUCAAGGCCGCAGUGUUUCUCUAAGAACUUCAGCUCGAAGUGACACCCCCUCACCUCUGCUGUAUUUUUAUGGCUCACACGGGUCAACCCAGGAACAGCGGAGGAAGGGACGGUACCUGCUAGGGCGUAGCUUGUUCGCGUUCAUGGCGGAUGAGAAGGCUCCAAGGAGUGUCCUCGCUCCUGAAUCUGGGUGCGGGACUCCUGGUCCGCACAGGCCCCUUGGGAAUGCGUCCUUUGUCUGAGCGGGGGUGGCAGGUUCCAGCCCGGGACUGAGACAGGCAAGGCCUGUGUUUGUAAGGGCAGAGAGUGGCUUUUCACCUUUCAACGGUCGCAGACAAAACACACAAAAAGCCAGAGAAAGAGGGACUUCCCUGGUGGCGCAGUGGUUAAGAAUCCGCCUGCCAAGGCCGGGGACACGGGUUUGAGCCCUGGUCCAGGAAGAUCCCACAUGCCGCGGAGCAACAAUGCCCGUGCGCCACAGCUACUGAGCCUGCGCUCUAGAGCCCGCGAGCCACAACUACUGAGCCCGCGAGCCACAACUACUGAGCCUGCAAGCCACAACUGCUGAGCCUGCGAGCCUGAACUACUGGAGCCCGCGCACCUAGAGCCCGUGCUCCGUCCGCAACGAGAGAAGCCACCGCAAUGAGAAGCCCGCGCACCGCAACUAGAGAAAGCCCGCCCGCAGCGACGAAGACCCACCUCAGCCAAAAAUAAAUAAAAUUUUAAAAACAAAAGUUAAAAAAAAAAGAGCCAGAGGAAAGAAAGAACAUGUGACUGGACCCCAGCGUGGCCCACAAAGCCAGCGGUGCGUGCCCCCUGCCCAGGAGUUUGCAGCUCUGGUGGGAGUCCUGGCUAGUUGCGCUGCCGUGGGCGCGGGGGCCGGAAGCGCUUUCUCAUCACAGCAGCCCAUCCACUGCCAGGGCCAUGCAAGUGCGCACCCAGGCCUGGGCCCCAGUGCUCUCCGACCUCCAAGGUCCCCACCCCCUCUCCUUCCCAGUGGGGUGGGGGCGGGGGCAGCUACCUUGCCUGAGGCUGGGAUGGCCUCUCUGUGCCCAUAGGUGCAGGCCCUCCUCUCCCCGCUCCCCUCCCCACCCCACCAGCCUCCCACCGUGCAGCUGGGAAGUGGGUAGGGGCAGGGAGCAGAGAGGGGUGGGCCCCAUUGUGAGGGUGCAGGCUGGCGAGCCCCUUGUCCUCAGUGACCACGCCAGGUAGCCCCGGGCUGGGUUGUGAUGGCUCAGCAGUGGCAGGCGCCAGCCCGGGGUGGCAGCCGAGUGUCCCUUUGGUCCCAGGAAGGAGCUCCCACUGUGGCCAAGGGAGAGGUGCCCGCCGCAUCCUUCUUGGCUGGGACUCAGACGUGACUCCCUGAUGACACGCUUGGUGGCUCUGAAUUUGUCACGCAGGUUCUGUGGGCGGUGAGUGCCUUUCCUGUUGGCUCUCGCUGCUGGGCAAUGCCGGGGCCCUUGGCGACAGCUCCCCGGCCCCGUCCAAGGCCGCCAUGCACUUCUUGAACCCCAGGACCGUGGGUGUCAGGAGAGCCGGGCUCUCUGUCUCCGUCCCAUGAGCAGAGGCCGAGGCCGAGGCCGUGCUUGCUGGGCCCGGCCUCCUGGCUGUGGUGGUGGCUGCCAGGGACACCCUCCGGCCGGGAUGGGGGGCCGCAGGGUCCUGGGGCUCCGGGAGAUGCUCGGGCCCGCUGAAGCCCCACACUCCUGGGCCAUCUGACGGUCCCCCUAAGUAGAGCCACCUUCCAGUCCCUCAGCUCUGGGCAGAAGGAACGACAAGGCGGGCCCGGCUUCCCUGCAGUCUUCCCUCUGAGGUGGCCUGCCCACGGGGGCCCAGGGCACUGCGUGGGCGCGGGUCCUCCCUUGCCCGGGGGAGCUCUUCCUAGCAGCCCGCUCUGUGGAUGGGCAUAAUCAGGGCAGCAGCCAGGCCCUGUGCCCACCCAGCCGCUACCCCCCUGCAGUGCUCAUCCUUGGCCCUCACCCUCUCCGCCCGCCCGAGGACCUGGGUGCCUCUCCCCCCCCCCCCCCCCCGCUGAGCACGGGCGUCUGUACCUGGCCCGUCCUCAGUAGGUGCGCCGACCCAAGGGCAGUCCCCCAGCCCCGCCCAUUGUUUAGCGCUGUCCUCAGUCCUGCUCCCCUGCCUGGGGCCUCGCUGGGCUUGUGGGGACCUUCCAGACACACACACACACACACACACACUCCCAUCACUGGCUUCAUCGGGGUUCCUGGGGGGUGUGGAGGUGGCUGCCCUGGAGCACCGUGGCCCUGUGCCCUGGAGUUGGGUGAGGCCGCCCGUGCUGGGGGCCUGCAUGGGAAUCCCAAGGGUCUCCAGACGAAUGUCUCCCUUGUUGAAGUGCUGGGGCUCCCUCACUGUCGGGUGGGUGGCAGUCCCAUCCUGAGGGGCCGGUGCUCCCCUUUCCUCAGCCGGGUCCCUCCCAUCCUCCUGGGGGAGCGGGCAGCAGGGAGGGUCGGGUGCAGAGGUGUGGCCAGAGCAGGGGUGGAGGCUGGCCGUGGGGUGUGGGUGGUCAGCUCCACCAUCCCCCUGCCCUGCCUGGACUCAGGCCAGACAGGACCUGCAGGAUGCGGGGCUGCUGCCAACUGGGGCGACCAGCCACCCCCUCCCCAGACUUAGUAGGUGAGAUGGGGCCAGCCUGGGGGAAGGCGUGUGGCUGGGACCUCGUCUCUGCUCCUGGCACCUGCUGGUGAGCGGGGCUCGGGCAUGGGCGUGGGGCCUGUUGGAGCUGGGCCACCACCCCUGCUGGCUCUGGGUGGGUGGCCCGGGCUGGACACCCUGCGUGUGAACCUGGCUGAGGCCCAGGCCUCGCACUUCCCUGUCUCCUAGCGGCCGCGGUGUCCUCUGGGGGAUUUGCUCAGUGGGGCCAGGUCCCAAGCCGUUUGCCCCCAGCAGGAUGGGGUCUCGGUGGUCCUUUUCCUGGUGCCAUCUGCCUGUCCCCCCCGCCCCAGAAGCCCUGGCAGGGAUGGUGCCCCAGUCUCGCUCCCUCCUGACCCCUGCCCGGGCAGGCCUCAGGCUCAGGCCUGGUCUGUCCCGUGGCCUCUGUCCUCAGGGCUGUCGUCAGGGUCCUGUUUCCCCCCAUCCAGGGUGGCAUCUUUUCCCCCGCUGCCGCCUAGCGUGCCUCAUGGCUGCCUGGGUGUGAUGUGGAGUCCGGGGCGGGGACGGAGCCUCCUGUUUAAGCUCAGCCUGGCUCUGGGGCCAUUCUCCCAUGGGGGCCCGUCCAGCAGGCGGGGUUCGGAAAGGACGGGAGACAGGACUGUCUCCUCCUGGCCGACUGGUACGGGGAGCAGGCAGGAGGCUCUGGGUGAGUCGGCGGGAGGGGU